AUGUUGAAGUUCGGCCUGCUCCUUAUCUGCUUCACACUGUGCCAAGGCCACGCUGUAUCACCAGUGCUUCUACCAUUGCCAGCAGUGCAUACGGUUUACGCCAAACCCGUAUUAGCUUCAUAUCCGUUGCACCACGGAUAUGCAGCCCAUCGAUUAUUCGGUCACGGAGUCAUUGGUCCAAUAGCGCAUCAUUUAUACAAACGAUCAGCACAUGUCGCUCCGGUUGGUCACAUUGCGGCUGUCGAUCAUAUUGCUCCUAUCGCGCAUAUUGCGUCCGUGGCGCGUGUGGCUCCAGUAGCAGUAUCUCACCAAGAGCGUGUGGAUGUACGUUCAUCGCCAGCUUUUGUAGCAGCACCCAUUGUACCCGUAGUCAAGCCAGUGCUGACAUCAUUCGCACCAGGAGUUGGUCACUACGGCGCGGAACACUAUGCUUCGGUAUACCCUCAUCUGGUACAUUAUUAA
Messenger RNA from Parnassius apollo (apollo), 462 nucleotides. The record is from the annotation of a GenBank genome assembly. NCBI's taxonomy places the organism in Eukaryota, Metazoa, Arthropoda, Insecta, Lepidoptera, Papilionidae.